Messenger RNA from Meloidogyne enterolobii, 1754 nucleotides. NCBI's taxonomy places the organism in Eukaryota, Metazoa, Nematoda, Chromadorea, Rhabditida, Meloidogynidae. The record is from the annotation of a GenBank genome assembly.
UUUUAUGCUUUUUCAGACAUUCCUUUAUUCUUAUUUCCAUUAUUAGAUCGAACAUGUAUCCAUUUUUGGCCACACAACAAUAUAUCAAUGAAAUGUUAAGAUUAGCUGGACCUGGAAUGAAAAUAAUUUUAAUGGAUAAAGAAACGACUACAAUUGUUUCGUGUGCGUAUACUCAAAGCGAAAUGAUGUUAAAAGAAGUGUUUUUGUUUGAACGGAUAGAUUCUGGAAUUAUUAGAGAAACAAUAAAAUUUCUAAAAUGUAUAGUUUUUGUUCGGCCAACACCUGAAAAUAUUAAACUUUUAUCUGAUGAACUAAAAUCUCCUAAAUAUGCGCAAUAUUAUUUAUACUUUUCAAACAUAAUCUCCAAAGCUGAUCUCAAAACAUUGGCUGACUCUGACGAGCAGGAAACUGUUAGAGAAGUUCGUGAAUUCUACGCUGAUUUCAUUCCUAUUUCUCCAUAUUUUGUUACACUUGACAUUCCAAAUCCAUACACUUCUCAACGCUUUUUAUUUUCGUCUUCGUCAUUUAGGCGAUGUUUACAAGCUUUAACAGCACUUUGCCUUUCUUUGAAUAAAAAACCUUCAAUUAGAUAUCAAAAAACAUCAAGCGACGCCCAAAGAUUGGCAGAGGAAUUAAUAAAACAACAAUCAAAAGAUGUAACAUUAUUUGAACAGUGUAAAACUGACGCCGUUUUGAUUAUUUUUGACAGAAGCGAAGAUCCUGUUUCUCCACUUUUGAAUCAAUGGACUUAUGAAGCAAUGGUUCAUGAAUUAAUUGGUAUGCAUAAUAAUCGUGUAAAAUUAGGGAAUGAUGCUAAAGAUGAACAGAAGAAUUUAAUUUUGAGUUCCCAUCACGACGAAUUUUAUUCAAAGAAUAUGUUUUCAAACUUUGGUGAUAUUGGACAGAAUAUAAAGUGCUUAAUGAAUGAUUAUCAACGCAAAGCACAAACACAUCAACAAUUGGAAUCUAUUGUGGAUAUGAAAAGGUUUAUUGAACAAUAUCCUCAAUUUCGAAAAAUGACAGGGACCGUCUCCAAACAUGUACAAUUAGUUAGUGAACUUAGCCAUCUUGUGACAGAAUGGAAUUUAUUAGAAAUUUCUGAAUUAGAGCAAAAUAUAGCUGUUGCAAAUGGUGAUCAUCAAACUUGUAUAGAAUCACUUAAAAGAAUACUUCAACAUCCAAAAACAACUGAAUUAAAUGCACUUCGUUUAGCAAUGCUUUACGCUCUUCGAUUUGAAUCUUCUGCAAACAACUCGUUAAAUUUAAUUUUAGAUUUAUUACGGCAAAGGGGAAUUACAAAUCGAAAUAUUCAACUAGUCAAAAUUUUAUUAGAAUAUUCUGGCCACAAAAAACGACAAAGUGAUUUAUUUGGUAAUAAAUCUGCUAUGGAAAUGACUAAAAAAUUUAUUAAAGGCUUGAAGGGCGUUGAAAACAUUUACACACAACAUGAACCUUAUAUUACACAGUUAAUUGAAUCUGUUAGUCGUGGAAAAUUACCUGUUUCUCGUUUUGACGAAAUAAUAAUUUUUAUAAUUGGGGGUGCUACUUUUGAAGAAAGUGCGGCGGUAGCUCGAAUGAAUGGACGAGGGAUGACUAAUUUAAUUGGCCAAACCCAGACAACCGGAUCCUCACCUCUUCGAGUUGUACUUUGUUCUAAUUAUGUACAUAACACAAAAAGUUUUAUAUCACAACUUGCGCAAUAUAAUUCUGUUGCAAAAAGUGAUGGGCCGUUUGAUUUGUCAUCUAUUCCUUAA